Molecule: messenger RNA, 1197 nt
Organism: Strongyloides ratti
Lineage: Eukaryota; Metazoa; Nematoda; Chromadorea; Rhabditida; Strongyloididae
Product: N-acetyllactosaminide beta-1,3-N-acetylglucosaminyltransferase
Exons: 3
Coding region: 1-1197 (398 amino acids)
Source: RefSeq, a predicted model, not a curated record
AUGAUUUGUAGAGAAAUUUAUACACUUUUCUUUUUACAUAUUCUUUUGAUUUCAUUUAUCAUAUCUUCUAUAGCUAAUCAUUCUGUACCAUUUUAUCCUAAAGAUUCUCGAGUUGUUAUAUACAAUUCAGAAUAUCUUUUCAUACCAAAUAUUAUAAAACCAAAAACAGAUUUCAAAAAAGAAAGAAUUACAUUAGUUCUCCAUUGUAGUCAUGAUUAUUUUUCCACAAAUUUCUCCAAACAACUUGAAAAUUGGGAUGGACCAAUUUCAUUAGGAAUUUUUCUUCAUACAAAUAAAAUUCAUUCUUUUGAAACUUUGUGUACUUAUUGUAAUUUGAAAAAAAUUCCUAAUAUUGAAGAUAAAUCUCAAAUUCAUUUUAUUUAUCGUGCCACAUCUUUUUUAGAUGGAAAUAUGGAUACAAAUAUUAAUGAUUAUUUUUCUCUUAUCAAUUGUAAUGAUACAAAAUUUUUGGAAUCUAUAUGUCAUUCUAAAAAACAAACAGAAAAUCAAAAAAUUAAAAAUAUGAUUAAUUAUCCUGUAAAUGUUGUAAGAAAUAUAGCUAGAAAAAUGACUUUUACAAAGUAUAUUCUUUUGGCUGAUUUUGAUCAUAUGUUUUCUAAAAAUUUUGAAGCUAAAAUGGUAAAAGUGGCAAAUAAAGAGUUAAAAAAAGAUGAAAAUAGUGUUUUAGUAUAUAGGAUAUUUGAAGUUGAUGAAAAUGUAACAAAUUUACCAGAAAAUAAAACAAGUUUAUUUUCAUUAAUGAGUAAAAAAAAAGCAAAUAUUUUUCAUUCAUAUUAUCCGAUGGGCCAUGCAAUACCUGGUUUAUAUGAAUGGAUAAAUACUAAAGAUUCAGACAAUCCAACAAUUCAAUUUGAGGCAAAAUAUUCUAGAGCUGCAUGGGAACCUCAAUUUGUUUCAACAAAAAGUAUACCAUUUCAUGAUGAAAAUUUUUUAUAUCCAUUAAGAGAUAAUACUAAUUUGAGAUGGACAAUGUGUAGAAAAGGAUAUCGUUUUUUGGUUGUUAAUGAUGUCUUCAUGUAUCAUAUAGGAAUCAAACAAGAAAAUGCUAAAUUGUUAACUGCUAAAGCUAGACAAUGGAUAUAUAAACGUAUGAAAACUGUUGUAAAUGAAUAUAAUAAAAGACUAGAUGAAUUAUAUCCUGAAACAAAAAAAAAAUGUCCCCCAUUUACAAUAUAA